Molecule: messenger RNA, 195 nt
Organism: Pelecanus crispus (Dalmatian pelican)
Lineage: Eukaryota; Metazoa; Chordata; Aves; Pelecaniformes; Pelecanidae
Source: RefSeq, a predicted model, not a curated record
GGCGUUCACCGCCAGGUCCUGUUCACCACCGUGGGAUGGUUUGUUGGCUAUUUCCUUGCUAAACGUACGGAGUACAUACAUGCCAAACGGGACCGAGAGUUGUUUGAGUACAUCAGGCAGCACCCGGAAGACUUUAAGGCAGCAGAAAAGAAAAGAAUAGGAGAGCUUUUGGAGGAUUUCUACCCGGUUCGCUGA